Messenger RNA from Physcomitrium patens, 1223 nucleotides. RefSeq names its product aquaporin TIP1-3. Gene Ontology annotation, molecular function: water channel activity. Gene Ontology annotation, cellular component: membrane. NCBI's taxonomy places the organism in Eukaryota, Viridiplantae, Streptophyta, Bryopsida, Funariales, Funariaceae. The record is from RefSeq and is a predicted model, not a curated record. Gene Ontology annotation, biological process: transmembrane transport; water transport.
UAGCAUCUUCUGUGGGAGCAUCAUCCUCCGGGUUUGUAUAAGAGCUCCUUCACUGCACCCCAAUACGCAUUCCAUUGCACCAUUCCUGUUGUCGCAGUGUCUGUGCAGCUCUUCCGGUGUUGCUAGCUAGCUAGCUCUACUCACACUCUGGGUUAUUGUUGUGUUUUUUUUAGUGUGUGUGUAACCAUCCACUAGUAACCAUGGUGAAAUUGGCAUUCGGCGAGUCUGAUGAAGCCUCCAGCCCCGAUGCGUUGAAGGGGGCGUUGGCGGAGUUCAUCUCCUUGUUCCUGUUUGUGUUCAUCGGAGUGGGAUCGGUGAUGUCCUAUGAGAAGAUUCACGUCGGUGACUUGGAAGCUGGUGGUCUGCUCAUGAUCGCCAUCGCUCACGGUCUUGCUAUUGCGAUCCUGGUGGCUGCCACUGCGAACAUCAGCGGAGGGCAUGUCAACCCCGCUGUUUCUCUCGGUCUUGCUCUUGCCGGAAAGAUCACCGUCAUUCGCCUCGUCCUUUACUGGGUUGCCCAGCUCUUGGGCGCUGUCGCUGGCGCAUGGGUUCUGAAAAUGGUCACCACGGGAGAAGACGUCGCCCGCCACGCUAUCGGAGUGGGCAUGUCUCCCAUGUCUGCGGUGCUGAUGGAGAUCGUGCUCACCUUCACGCUUGUGUUCGUGGUGUUCGCCACCGCAGUGGACCCCAAGAAGGGUACCGUGGGAGUGAUCGCUCCCUUGGCCAUCGGCUUCACCGUUCUGGCUCAGAUCUUCGUUGGAGCUCCCUUCUCCGGCGCUUCAAUGAACCCUGGACGCUCCUUCGGCCCCGCUGUGAUCGCCAUGGACUUCACCAACCACUGGGUGUACUGGGUUGGUCCCUUCAUUGGUGCUGCCCUAGCUGCGGUUAUCUACGACGGCGUUUUCAUCUCCCCCUCUCCUCCUGCAGGCCACCAAGCCAUCCCCAGCGACUUUUAGAUCACCACGAUGACAUAUAUUCCAUCGCACGUUGCAAUGGGUCUUCUCCACCUCCAGCCUUCGUGUUUCACUCUUUGUCUGGGAGUGAAAAAUGGGAGAGAGAGAGAGAGAGAGAGAGGCAACGUCGUGAUCUGGUCAGGUUGCGAUUGAUCUGUACGAGUAAAGGUUUUUGGUGACAGUGGCGGUGAUUGCUCUUGCCGCCGAGGUGUAUGUUUCCAUUGUAUAUGUUCAUAAAUCAAGUGUAAUUGCACACACUUUUCUCCACAA